AUGAUCGCCAAAGCUUACGAACACCCCGUUGAUGGGCACACCGUCCUACCAGUUCUUCGUCCUUUCCUCCCCGACAGUCUUCCCUUGUACCGCCGUCUACAAUUCCCGUACCGAACUCAAAGCUCCUAUGUGGUAGCUACAAUUCCGCCGCCAGACAUUCUAGCAGAAGACGCAGCUGGAAAAGUGCCUCAAUGCUUCGCCGUAGCCUUCCUCGACCGCUCCCGACGUCCCGAAACCGAGCUCUGGAUUUUCCUUAGCGGGCAGGUGCCAGGGCGAUGCAGCGGCCCCCCGGGUGACGGCAACAGCUGUCCUGCGUGCAAAGAAGCUGUUCUAGCAACCCUGCGGCACAUCAGCACUCUCCCACUCCCCGAACCCGUCGGCCCUGCCCUCGCCUCGGCCACUGAAAACGGGACCACUGAUACAACCUCGCAAGAGGAACACCUCCGCCACCGCGACUCGUCGUUCCCCGUCUCGUCGUACCUCUCCCACCUCGCGUAUCCGUCUAUCCUCCUCCUCGGCGCCGCGCACGAUCUUCCGGUACGCAUCCUAGAGCAGGCCAACCUUAUACGUACCGAGUGGCCGGGGAUAGGUAUCCCCUACCUGAAAUACAUCUUCCGGCUCUCAGAUCUCCCUCCGCCGCAUGAGCUGCCGCAGGAUCUUCGAUGGGGCGAGGUCAGAGGCCAGGACUGCGCGCUUGUGCAGGCCAGGAGCGCGAUUCCGAGGACUGUGGAUACGAUUAUGCGGAUGCCGAGUGUGGCGGUCUUCUCCUCUUCCUCCUCGUCCUCCCAGGACGGCAUGAGAUCUGUGGAUGAGAGGCAUCGAGCAGGGGGUGAGCAGCUGGUAGCGUGGGCAUUCAUGGGGCUGGAUGGCUCACUGACGGCGUUGCAUGUGGAGGCGGGGUUUAGGGGCCGGGGACUUGCGAAAGCGGUUGUGGGAAGGCUGUUUAGAGAGCAUUUGAAGGUAUUUGGAGAGAUCGGGCUAGAAGACAAGGGGUGGGCGCAUUCGGAUGUGGCGGUCGAGAAUUGGGAGAGCAGGGGCGUUGCGAAGAGCUUGGGUGGUACUGAAGGAUGGGAGGUUUUCUGGGUUAGAGUUGAUCUAGAGAAGAUAGAGAGACGAGCUGGCGGUUAG
Coniosporium apollinis CBS 100218 is the source of this 1128-nucleotide messenger RNA. RefSeq lists its product as uncharacterized. The record is from RefSeq and is a predicted model, not a curated record. NCBI's taxonomy places the organism in Eukaryota, Fungi, Ascomycota, Dothideomycetes. The transcript has a single exon. The coding region runs from base 1 to 1128 and encodes 375 amino acids. Gene Ontology annotation, molecular function: acyltransferase activity, transferring groups other than amino-acyl groups.